AUGGCUUUGCAUGGCCAUAUGCCAUAUAAGCUCAAUCUCGAUUACGAUGUCACUUCCGAGAAUGUUCUAAGGACACCACCAACGCGCAAACGAAAGAACCAUUUGCAAAUGGUAUUCAGCGACGAAAACGCAGAACUGAACAAGACCGGUGGGGUUGAGGAAAAGCCAAUGUUCAUCGCGCACUAUGUCAAAAUCGUUACUGAUGGAUGUGAUAAGCCGAGACUGCGCGGCUCAAAAACUCCGAUUGAGGUCAAUUAUGCAGCGACUGAGAUAUCAAUGGCUCCCAGUGAGAGUGCCUAUAAGCCCUUGCCGUUUAGGGAAAUGACUAUCGCUGAGGAGGUAAAAUAG
Molecule: messenger RNA, 348 nt
Organism: Cylicocyclus nassatus
Lineage: Eukaryota; Metazoa; Nematoda; Chromadorea; Rhabditida; Strongylidae
Source: the annotation of a GenBank genome assembly